AGGUGGACAUCUACAAAGGGGGCGCAGUGCUGGGCUGUUACUUCGGCCCAGCAGCUCUGUACAUUUGGGCCAUCGGGAUCCUGGCGGCUGGGCAGAGCUCCACCAUGACCGGGACGUACUCAGGGCAGUUCGUCAUGGAGGGUUUCCUCAACCUGCGCUGGUCGCGCUUUGCCCGCGUGCUGCUGACGCGCUCCAUCGCCAUCACCCCCACCCUGUUUGUGGCCAUCUUCCAGGACGUGGAGCACCUGACGGGGAUGAACGACUUCCUCAACGUCCUCAUGAGCCUGCAGGUGGGGCGGGGGGUGGGGGGCGGAAUCUGCAUUGCAUCCACAGCAUCACGGGGUGCUGGGGUUGGACGGGAGCUCAAGGAUCACGGAGCUGCAACCCACAUGCAGGGCCACCAGCCUCCACCUUUAAUAUUGGACCAGGCUGCCCUCCAACCCGGUUUUGGGGUGGACGGGGCCCCCGCAGCCCCUCUGGGCAGCCGUUCCAGCACCUCACAAACAACUUCCCCCUGACACCCAAAUUUCCCCCCCCCCGCCAUCCCGUCGCUUCCUUUGGGAUUCCUUCCCGCAAAGUGGGGCUGGGGAGGGAAGGCUGCCCCCAUCCCAGUGGGGUGGGAGGGGGGGGUUGGCUGCCUCUGCUCCGCCCCUAUGGGAGCCCACGGUGGGGCACCUGGCAGUGAUGGGACAGAAGGAAUGGCUGUAAUAGGGAGGAGGGGGCAGGGGUGCGAUUGUCACCCGGGCGUGGAGCGAUGGGAACAGGGGGAAUGGGUGUAGGGUGGAAAAGGGGACAGGAAUCCGUUCGUCAGCUGGUGAUGGGAUGAUGGGGAGCAGCUGGAGGGCAGAGGAGGGGAAGGGAGCCCGCUGCCAGCUGGACACACAGUGGGUUGAGGAGUGGCUGUAACACGGAGGAGGGGGUGGGAAUCCGCCUGUCAGCCAGAUGUGGAGCGAUGGGACCAAGGGGAACAGCUGUAAUGCGAAGGAGGGGACGGGAAUCAGCAAUCAGCAAAUGCCUGGGGGGAGAAGGGGCAGAAGCUGUGACGUGGAGGAGGGGACAGGAGAGCACAGGGAUGGGAUGGGGGGGAACGGCUGUAAUGCAGGGGGGGGAUGGGAUCCACUUGUCACCCUGACACGGAGCGAUGGGAUGGGGGGCAGCGGCACAAAGGGGGGUGGUGGUGGUGUGCAGGGGGUGAUGGCAGCACGACGGGGGCACUGGGCGAUGUGAUCGUCAGCUCCCUGCGCCGGGACGGAGCUCCGUGCUCACGGUGUCCCCCCAGCCCAACUCACACCACCCCACGGCCCCACACUUUUCCCACGGGGGAGAAAUCCCUCUCCCUGUGUCAC
Molecule: messenger RNA, 1346 nt
Organism: Phasianus colchicus (ring-necked pheasant)
Lineage: Eukaryota; Metazoa; Chordata; Aves; Galliformes; Phasianidae
Source: RefSeq, a predicted model, not a curated record